Messenger RNA from Fundulus heteroclitus (mummichog), 2635 nucleotides. RefSeq names its product ezrin a (gene ezra). The transcript has 13 exons. The record is from RefSeq and is a predicted model, not a curated record. The coding region runs from base 230 to 1999 and encodes 589 amino acids. NCBI's taxonomy places the organism in Eukaryota, Metazoa, Chordata, Actinopteri, Cyprinodontiformes, Fundulidae. Gene Ontology annotation, cellular component: plasma membrane; filopodium; microvillus. Gene Ontology annotation, molecular function: actin binding; cell adhesion molecule binding. Gene Ontology annotation, biological process: regulation of cell shape; positive regulation of protein localization to early endosome; regulation of organelle assembly.
GUAAAUCUGUCGGUUUUGUGCGAUAGUGACAAACUUGGUCCUCCCACAUCCCUGUGAGAUUUCGCCAACAGAGUUCAAAGGACACAAGUCCUGCCCCUGAGCUUAGCAGCGAGAGCGGAGAGACGGUCUUUAUCAGGCGGAGGUUCUGCUGGGAGUUGGCCACUGCAGCCUCGGUCAGCCUGGGAAACACUUUCCUCUGUUAGGAGCUUGUCCACAGACCACCGCCAAGAUGCCUUCCAUGGUCAAUGUACGCGUCACUACGAUGGACGCAGAGCUGGAGUUCUCCUUUCCGGGCAACACCAAAGGAAGGCAGCUGAUUGAACAGGUUGCCAAGACGAUUGGCCUGCGUGAGAUUUGGUACUUUGGCCUUCAGUUUGUGGACAGCAGAGGAUGUGUCUCGUGGCUGAAUGCUGACAAGAAAGUGUUGUCCCAGGAUAUAAAGAAAGAGACUCCCCUGCUGUUCAAACUCAGGGUCCAGUUUUAUCCCGAGGACGUGGAGGAGGAGCUGAUCCAGGACAUCACCAGGAAGCUCUUCUUCCUGGAGGUGAAGGAGGACAUCCUGACAGACGAGGUCUACUGUCCCCCGGAGACCGCCGUGCUGCUGGCCUCCUACGCCGUCCAGGAAAAGUUCGGCGAGUACGACAAGUCGGUGCACCGGCAGGGCUACCUCUCCUCUGAGCGUCUGCUCCCUAAAAGAGUGCUGGAUCAACACAAGCUGUCAAAGGAACAGUGGGAAGAGAGAAUCCAGGUUUGGCACGAGGAGCACAAAUCCAUGCUGAAGGAAGAGGCGAUCAUCGAGUAUCUAAAGAUCGCUCAGGAUCUGGAAAUGUUUGGUGUUAAUUACUUUGAGAUCAAGAACAAGAAGGGCACAGACCUGUGGCUGGGAGUCGAUGCACUAGGGAUCAACAUCUAUCCAAAGGAGGACAGACUCACCCCGAAAAUUGGAUUCCCGUGGAGCGAAAUCAAAAACAUUUCUUUCAACGAUAAGAAGUUUUUAAUCAAGGCCAUAGACAAGAGAUCUCCGGACUUUAUGUUCUACGUUCCACGUCUGCGUGUCAACAAGGGCAUCCUGCAGCUUUCUAUGGGCAACCAUGCCCUGUAUAUUCGCCGCCGUAAGCCAGACAACAUCGAGGUUCAACAAAUGAAGGCCCAGGCCAAACAGGAGAGGCUCAAGAAGAAGAUGGAGAGGGAUCGGCUGGAAGGCGAGAAGAAGAAGAGAGAAGCCAUUGAGAGGGAGAAGGAGCAGAUGGAGCGAGAGAAGCAGGAGCUGAUGAUGAAGCUCUACGAGUUUGAAGAGACUACUAAGAGAGCGGAGCGAGAGCUCCAGGAGCAGCUGGACCGGGCCAUGAGGCUGGAGGAGGAGAGGAGGAGGGUGGAGCAGGAGGCGGCCCGGCUGGAGGCUGAGAGGAUGGAGGCCAUAAUUGCCAAGGAGGAGCUGGCCAGGCAAGCUGAGGAGCAGAUGAAGAGCCAGGAGCAGCUGGCUGCAGAGCUGACUGAAUACACCGCUAGGAUUGCUGAGCUGGAGGAGGCCAAGAGACAAAAGGAGGAGGAAGCUGAGACAUGGCACAUCAAGGCCACAGAAGUGGAGGAGAGCCUGUUAAAGACAAAGGAAGAGCUGCAGACCGUGAGGAGCCCCACCAGCUCGGCUCCUGCCGAUCGGCCCCCCUCGUCCUCCUCCUCUUCCUCCUCCUCCUCAGAGAGCGACCACGAGCACAGCGAGGACAACAGCACCCACAGCGCCGAGCUGCAGACGCAGGGCAUCGACGACCACCGCAUGGAGGAGGAGCGGCUCACCGAGGCUGAGAAGAACCUGCUCCUGAAGAAGAAGCUGAUGGACCUGAGCUCAGACCUGGAGCAGUCCAGGGACGACGCCAAGAAGACCCAGAACGACCUGCUUCACGCCGAGAACGUCCGGGCCGGACGCGACAAGUACAAAACCCUCCGUCAGAUCCGCCUGGGCAACACCAAGCAGAGGGUCGAUGAGUUCGAGGCCUUGUAGAAACCCUGGAAGACCUCUCCUUAAUACCUCCAUCUAAAUGCCUUUAAAAUAUAGUCAGGUGGCCCUUUAAUUUAGCCUUGAAUCAGGUACCCGCGAAUCAGACACCAACUUCAGAGUCGUCACCAAGCAAAAGAGUACAGCCAUUUUUACUCCUUUUGUGCUCAUACUGCACACAAUAAAGGGAUCCCCUAAUCCCCAUGGACUGGACGUGCAAAAAAGCAAUAGAAAGCCUGUUUCUUUCUCCUGAUAGAAGAAGUCCCUAAGUCCAUGCCGCCCUGGGUGGAGCGCCACAUCGCCCAUAUCAAGAACAGCCAUCGAUUACAGCCAUGUGUAACUUAAAGACCUGUGAAAAGCUUCAUCUUGACUUCCAUGCAUUUUAUUUUUGCUGCUUGAAAGUACGAUGGCCAUUUUCUGUCAUACCAAAACAUUCCUAAAAUGGUGUUUAUUUACAUUAGGACAAUUAUAGAAGAUGAUGAUGAUUUCAUUGUGGAGGCCAGCUGAAAUGCAUGAGCAAAGCUGGUAUUAGGGGCACUAAUGUAUGCUAAUCAUAAGUUGCAAAAAUUUGCAUUUGCAGUUUUGUUUCACUAAACAUGUGACUUUGUUUAGAUGUAUUUAAUAAAUGUAAGAGGCUGCAAA